AUGUCGAAACAGUCCUUGGCUCAAAUGCUCAAACAAGCAAAGCCUUUUCUGUUUCUCAUCCUGCAGCAAGUUGGCUACGCAGGAAUGUCCAUCAUUUCCAAGUUCGCUCUAAACCAGGGGAUGAGUCAACACGUUUUGGUCGUGUACCGCCACGCUAUCGCCGCAGCGGUUACUGCUCCUUUUGCCAUUGUGUUGGAGAGGAAAACAAGGCCCAAGAUGACCUUCUCUAUCUUUGCCAAGAUUAUGUUGCUAGCCUUACUGGAGCCUGUAAUGGACCAGAACUUGUACUACACUGGAAUGAAGUUCACAACAGCGACUUUCGCGACUGCCAUGUGCAAUGUUCUUCCUGCAUUUGCGUUGAUCAUGGCAUGGAUUUUCAGGCUUGAGAAGGUUAACAUUAGAAAACUUCCAAGCCAAGCAAAGUUAAUAGGAACCGUAGUGACAGUUGGGGGGGCCAUGUCUAUGACUCUGUAUAACGGACCAAUUUUGAAUUUGCCAUGGACUAACCAAAGCACACAUCAUCCCGAGUCUAUGAUCGCCAAGAACAAUCAAGUCUCCGCCAAAGGCGCUCUUAUGAUCACAGCAGGAUGUUUAUGCUGGUCUAGUUUCAUCAUACUUCAAGCAAUUACACUGAAAUCAUACCCUGCUGAGCUCUCCCUAACUGCUUGGAUGUGUUUGAUGGGUGCGGUCCAAGGCUCGGUCGUGGCUCUAGCUUUAGAAUGGGGCAACCCUGCAGCCUGGUCCAUUUGCUCGGGUUCUAUGAUAUUAGCUGCUCUCUACAGUGGAAUAUUUCGGUCAGGAUUUGCUUACUACAUUCAGGGACUAGUCAUGAAGGAAAAGGGACCGGUUUUUGUGGCUGCUUUUAACCCUGUAGGCCUAGUUAUUGUUGUAAUAUUGGGCUCCUUCCUUUUGUCAGAGAUAAUGUACUUGGGAAGGAUUAUUGGGGCAAUUAUCAUUAUAGUUGGCCUAUACUUGGUUUUGUGGGGUAAGAGCAAAGACGAGCGUCAAUCUGAAUCAAGUGAGAAAGUUUCAGAACCAUCAACUGAUGAAAACAUGACCGAAAAGAAUGAGACUACUAAGAAUCCGAAUCGAGAGCUUGUUGUGACCAUUAAGGAAGAUCAGGAGACGAAUCAGUUUGAAGGAACCAAACAUAACAUGAUUUAA
This is a messenger RNA of Morus notabilis, 1164 nucleotides long. Its product is annotated as WAT1-related protein At2g39510. Gene Ontology annotation, molecular function: transmembrane transporter activity. Lineage: Eukaryota; Viridiplantae; Streptophyta; Magnoliopsida; Rosales; Moraceae. The coding region runs from base 1 to 1164 and encodes 387 amino acids. Gene Ontology annotation, cellular component: plasma membrane. The transcript is spliced from 7 exons. The record is from RefSeq and is a predicted model, not a curated record.